AUGCUAUCAGAUGGUGUACUUUUGGCUAUAUCAGUCGGGGGCUUGGCCUCGACUGUGCUGUUGAUUCUCUUUCUUACUGGUUUCUUUGCUGGGACUAAAAAAGUUGUCCAUGAGGAUCAAGCGGAAGGAAUUCGUCGAGAAAGAGGCGGUUUGGCGGCUUUACGCAAGCGAAAGGACCGUAAAAAGCGCAAUAUCGAAAGAGAAGAGGAUGUUGCACCUAUUGUUCCCGUCCCUCCACCUCAAAAUGACGAUGUGGACGCUGGAGGAGACACUGCAGAAGAACUCGUGGAACCACGUGCAAUGACUAAAAAAGAACUUCAAAAGGAAUUAAAGCGUCGGGAACGUGAAGAACUUCGCCAGUUUGACCAGCAACAGCGUGAAUCACGUCAACGCAUUGCAGAAGAAAAAGAAGCAGCGUAUCAAAAGAAACGAGAAGAAGAAAAUAAACGUGAAGCAGCUUUUGAAGAACAAGAGCGAAAGUUAAAGGAAGAAAAGGAGAAAAAGGAAAAAGAAGAGUUUGAUCAGUGGAAACAAAUGUUUACAAUUGAAGAAAAGGGCUCAAAACUUGCAGAAGACAGUGAAGAGAAUCAAACUCUAUUGCAAGAAUUUAUUGAUUACGUCAAAUCUCACAAAGUGGUUUUGCUUGAGGAUCUCGCGGCAAAAUUCAACUUGACUACUCAAGAAGCAAUUGAUCGUAUUGAGACUUUACAGACUGUAAAUCGUCUUACGGGAAUUGUAGACGAUCGUGGCAAGUUUAUCUAUAUCACUGAAAAAGAAAUGGAUACAGUUGUCAAGUUUAUUGAGCGACGAGGACGAUUAGGAUUUGCUGAAUUAGCGAAAGAAUGCAAUAAGAUUAUUCGAUUGGACGGGGAAGUCAAACAAGAGACUUCAAACUCGUUGGAUUGGCUGAAUGAAGAUGUUGCUUUUGCUUAA
Molecule: messenger RNA, 933 nt
Organism: Plasmopara halstedii
Lineage: Eukaryota; Oomycota; Peronosporomycetes; Peronosporales; Peronosporaceae
Exons: 4
Coding region: 1-933 (310 amino acids)
Source: RefSeq, a predicted model, not a curated record